AAGUGUCUCCGUUCUAUGGACGAGUUCGAGUUUCUCAGUGCUUCGGUCGUGUGGUAACAGGACACCAGUGACCUGGGAUAGCGGAUUUGAGUGCACGGUGGUACAUGGGCUACCAAAAGUCCUCGAUGCAUUCAUCUAUUAUUACCAUUACCUGGAGAAGACGAAAAUGUUUUUGCUUUUCGCAAGUGUCCGCGUGCUUAUUAGUUUAUAAUUGCUAAUUACUUCGAAGUAUUUAUCGCUGACAUCGGAAAAUCGUGGUUACCAAGGCUGCUUACUCGUAAGCCAUGAUUUAAGCUCACCUUUCUUCUAAACUAGCUAAAUAGCUAGCUGACUACUAAUCGGUAAGCUUAUCGUUAAGUGAAACACCGGGUACUUUUACUUUGCACGUAGUUGCCACAAAAUGGCAAGUACUUUGAAAAGGCAAUUCUUAAAACUUUGGCACUAUCUGCAAGAUCCACAUCACGUAGCGCGAUUCCAACAAAUGUGUGGCGUUAGAGGGACAUUUUCAAGAAGUCCCCCAGAUCUGACCGAGACGAAGCAGUUGCUUGGCAACGGCACAUAUGGUAACGGGUUCCUGGACGGCGGAGGUGAGGGAGAGACCUCCGAUACUCUGCGGCAGCGACAGAGCCCCUCUACUGAGACCUGCUGUAGGGCAGAGGAGUCCGGCAGUGAUGGUCGGUUAAUGGAGACCUCUGUGGCUCAAGCUGCGGAGGCGACAUCAGGGGGUCGCGAUCGCUAUAAUAAUCCCAACUCCGGGGGAGCCAGCGAUGGCCGACAGCCACAGGCGACCGGGGUCAUUUCGGAAAGCUGUCCGAGUAACAGCCCUGGCCCUGAUGCCAUGGCAGCGGUCACAGAUGACCUGAGCUGCCCUCUUAGCACUCUUAAACCUCUGCGCAAGAACUCUCUGACGGGCGACGCGGGACAAGAGUUUCUCAUCGAGAAUAAGUUUCUAUUCUACCUGUUCACUUUCGGAACCGAGCUUGGCAACGAACUCUUCUACAUCACUUUCUUCCCCUUUUUCAUCUGGAACGUGGACGCGUACGUGAGCCGGCAGCUGAUCGUGGUGUGGGUCUGGGUGAUGUACGUGGGCCAGUGCACCAAGGACCUAUUCCGGUGGCCCCGGCCCGCGUCACCGCCCGUGGUCAAGGUGGAGAUGUUCUACAACUCGGAGUACAGCAUGCCCUCCACGCACGCGAUGUCCGGCACCGCCAUACCCCUCUCCAUGUUCCUGCUCACCUACGGACGCUGGGAGUACCCGUUCCUGAUGGGCUUCUCCUUGGCGUUGAGCUGGUGUGUGUUGGUGUGUGUGAGCCGCAUCUACAUGGGUAUGCAUUCUAUCCUGGACAUCAUUGUGGGUGUCCUGUACAGCCUGCUGAUCCUGCUGGUGUUGGGCCCGGCCCUGGAGCCCAUCGACCGCUUCACCCGGAGCCAGCAGAGUCACUCCGUGUGUGUGUGUGUGUGUGUGUGUGCGUGUGUGGUGUGUGUGCACGUGGGCCUGGGGCUGCUCUCCUUCACGCUGGACACCUGGAGCACGUCCCGCGGCGACACGGCCCAGAUCCUGGGCACGGGCGCCGGGGUGGCGCUGGCCUCCCACGUCAACACACACCUGGGGCUGGUGCCCGACCCGCCCGCCUCGGCGCUGCCCCUGCGCCCGCCCCCGCUGGGCCUGGCACUGGUGGGCGCGUGCCUGCUGCGCUUCGUGCUGGGCGUGCUGCUGCUGCUGGCCACGCGGGCGCUCAUGAAGGCCGUCACCAUCCCGCUGGCGUGCCGCGUGGCAGGGGUGCCCGCGGGCGACGUGAGGAAGGCGCGCCAGCACAUGGAGGUGGAGCUGCCCUACCGCUACAUCGUGUACGGCACCGUCGGCUUCAACGCCCUCUUCCUGGUGCCCAUGGUCUUCAGCUGCCUGGGCCUGUCCUGAUUGGCUACAGGAGCCACCAAUGACAUUCCUCUCCUUCCUUCCACUGACCCCACCGCCCACAGACCAUCAAUGAUUAGAUGGAAAAAUGAUUGAACCGAUCGAAAGCCAAUCAUUUCGUGAAGUGCUGCUGCUGUUUCUUGUAUGUUCUGUGUCAUAUUUUUAUGUGUGUUGUUAGUUUUUUGGCAUUCCGACUGACUUGAGCUCCUGGCAUUCCGACUUUCUGUCUGUGUGUGUUUAAUGAGUUAUCUCCGGGCUGGUUGUGGUUUUCCUAAACCUUAUUUUUACAGUUUUUAUACUCUAUUGUCUCAAGGCCUUUUCUCACCUCACUUAGUCCCGCCCACUCCGAGGGACUUCCAAUGAGGAAAGCCAUGGACAAACAUACGCCACAGGACAGGUCUCUGAUUGGCUGAUUGUAACUUCCUGUGGACUGUACGACUUUUUCCUUUUGUGUUGAUUUAGGAAGGGGUCAUGCUAGAACAGCCCUUCAAAGAGCGAAGUGUAGCGAGUGUGUGUGGUGUGUGUGUGUGUGUGUGUGUGUGUGUGUGUGUGUGUGUGUGUGUGUGUGUGUGUGUGUGUGU
This is a messenger RNA of Clupea harengus (Atlantic herring), 2496 nucleotides long. RefSeq names its product sphingosine-1-phosphate phosphatase 1b (gene sgpp1b). Gene Ontology annotation, molecular function: sphingosine-1-phosphate phosphatase activity. Lineage: Eukaryota; Metazoa; Chordata; Actinopteri; Clupeiformes; Clupeidae. Gene Ontology annotation, cellular component: endoplasmic reticulum membrane. Gene Ontology annotation, biological process: sphingosine metabolic process. The record is from RefSeq and is a predicted model, not a curated record.